AUGUCAUCAUCAAUUGAUAUCUUCAAAACAGUAGAUGAUCUAUUACAAUCAAUAACAACAAACAAAAUAGCAUAUUAUGGAUUAUUAGUUGCAUUAUUAGUUGGUGUAUUUAAAUUAACUACUUUCACAUUAUCUUUUGGUACACUUUUAUUUGAAUUAUUUAUAAAACCAUCAGUUGAUUAUAAAGUAUAUGGAGCAAAUAGUGGGAAAUUUGCAGUGGUCACUGGUGCAUCAGAUGGAAUUGGUAAAGAAUUUGCUUUACAAUUGGCUAAAAAGGGUUUUGGAAUCGUUUUAGUUUCUAGAACUCAAUCUAAAUUAGAAAUUUUAGCUACUGAAAUUGAAACCAAAUAUAAAGUUGAUACUAGAAUUAUUGCAUUUGAUGCAACAACUGAUUCAGAAGAAAACUAUGAAAAAUUAAAUAAAUUAAUUUAUGAUUUACCUAUAACUAUAUUAAUUAAUAAUGUUGGACAAUCUCAUUCUAUACCAGUUCCAUUUUUAGAAACUACUACAAAAGAAUUACAAAAUAUUAUAACUGUUAAUAAUUUAGCAACUUUAAAGAUAACACAAAUUGUUGCACCAAUAAUUGCUAAAACUGUGGGUAAACAUGAUUCAAAAAUAAAAGGUUUAAUAUUAACAAUGGGAUCAUUUGCAGGUUUAAUUCCAACCCCAUAUUUAGCUACUUAUUCAGGUUCAAAGGCUUUUUUACAAGAAUGGUCAAAUGCAUUAGCUGGAGAAUUGGCAUCUGAUCAUAUUGAUGUUGAAUUAAUUAUAUCUUAUUUAGUUACAUCAGCAAUGUCCAAGAUAAAAAGAACUUCACUUGCUAUACCAUCUGCUAAAAAAUUUGUAACUUCAGCUUUAAGUGGUGUUGGAACAAGAAAUGGUGCACAAGAAAGGUUUGCUACUUCUACUCCAUAUUGGGUUCAUGCUUUAAUGCAUUUUGGAAUUGUUAAUACUGUUGGUACUUAUUCAAAAAUUGCAAAUAGUAUUAAUUACAAAAUGCAUAAAGAUAUUAGAAUUAGAGCUUUGAAAAAACAAGCAAGAUUAUCUAAUACUUCUAAUUCUGGUGUUGAAAAAAUUGAAUAA
Messenger RNA from Lodderomyces jiufengensis, 1083 nucleotides. RefSeq names its product ketoreductase. NCBI's taxonomy places the organism in Eukaryota, Fungi, Ascomycota, Pichiomycetes, Serinales, Debaryomycetaceae. Gene Ontology annotation, cellular component: endoplasmic reticulum. Gene Ontology annotation, biological process: fatty acid elongation. Gene Ontology annotation, molecular function: ketoreductase activity. The transcript has a single exon. The record is from RefSeq and is a predicted model, not a curated record. Bases 1 to 1083 code for a protein of 360 amino acids.